AUGGACCCCUCGCUACCGCGCAACCCGAACCCGGCGGACGGCGAGACGAGCAUCAUCAUCUACGGCUACAUCCCCUCGCUCUCUCUCGGCCUCGCAUGCACCAUCAUCUUUGGUGUAUUCUGCCUCGCGCAGCUCCUCUACGGCCUCUUUGACGGGCGCCUCUUUCGUCGUCGUCGUCGGGGGCCGACGGCGCGCGCACGGGACGACGUCGACGAAAAGCACAUCGCCUCGGUCGAAUCGGCAACCUCGGACGCGGAUGGCGCCGGGGCGAUUGAGGGGCGGAAGAGGAGGAGGAGGUCAGAGAGCGCCGACGUGCGCAUCUUCUGCUUCCUCCUCUCGUUUGGCUGCCUCAUGGAGGCCGUCGGGUACGCCUUCAGGGUCAAGAGCUACUACAAUCCUUUCCUACUCAAUGCCUUCAUCCUCCAAUACUUUAUGAUCGUCUGCGCGCCUGUCCUCUUUACGGCUGCCAUCUACCUCGGCCUCGCGACCAUCAUCCGGACCGAUCCGGCGCUGCAACGUCUCUGCCCGCUGGGCCCCAGGGUGCUGAUCGCACUAUUUGUCAUCGCUGACACCAUCACCAUCAUCAUGCAAGUGGCGGGCGCGGCCCUUUUCGGCGUGGCGCAGUCCAAGAUCGCCGACAACGAGGACCCGCCCCUCUCGCCGCAGGCCGCCAACAACAUCCUCACCGCCGGCCUGGCGGCGCAGACGUUUUUCUUCACCGUCUUCCUCAUCGUCUUCGCCAUCUUCGUCUUCAACCUCUCGCGUCAGCGCACCGACGACCACGACGCGUCCACCGAAAAGCAACGUCUCGAGGACGCGUCGGCGACGACAACGACGACGCCGCGGCGAAGCGCAGCUGGUGCAGCGAGGGUGAGGCCCGACAGGCUCUUGCUCGCCACCAUGGCCGUCUCGUCAUUCUUUAUCUACCUGCGCACCAUUUUCCGGCUGGCAGAGGCCAUCGAGGGCAUCUACAGCCAGACGGCCACCGACGAGGGCUUCUUUGCAGGCCUCGAGGCAGCGCCCGUCCUGGUCGCCGUCUUUGUCUGGACCGUCGUACCGCUCGGGUGGCGCAUCUCGCGCAUGUGA
Molecule: messenger RNA, 1086 nt
Organism: Pseudozyma flocculosa PF-1
Lineage: Eukaryota; Fungi; Basidiomycota; Ustilaginomycetes; Ustilaginales; Ustilaginaceae
Exons: 3
Coding region: 1-1086 (361 amino acids)
Cellular component (GO): membrane
Source: RefSeq, a predicted model, not a curated record